This is a messenger RNA of Microthlaspi erraticum, 1779 nucleotides long. The record is from the annotation of a GenBank genome assembly. Lineage: Eukaryota; Viridiplantae; Streptophyta; Magnoliopsida; Brassicales; Brassicaceae.
AUGGCGCAGAUCCCUAGCUUGGAUAAUGCUCCUCUCAAUCUCAAAUCUAUUAGGGAGAAGUCACAGAGAGAGCUCGUCAACUUGCUUAAAGACAUUCGUGGAAGUAAGUGUCUGGUUAUUGAUCCAAAGCUCAGUGGCUCUGUCUCGUUGAUCAUUCAGACGUCUGCUCUGAAGGAACUUGGUUUGGAAUUACGACAUCUUUCUGCAGAACCAGUUCUGACUGAAUGCACGAAAGUGGUUUAUCUUGUUCGCUCUCAACUCAGUUUUAUGAAAUUCAUAGCUUCUCACAUUCAGAAUGAUAUUUCAAAAGCGAUUCAGAGAGACUACUACGUUUACUUUGUACCUCGUAGGUCAGUUGCGUGUGAGAAGAUUCUUGAGCAGGAAAAAGUUCAUGACCUGGUUACCGUGAAGGAGUUUCCACUGUACAUGGUUCCACUAGAUGAGGAUGUGAUAUCGUUUGAGCUAGAGCUCUCGGAAAAAGAUUGCCUUGUGGAUGGUGAUGUUAGCUCACUUUGGCAUGUCGCAAAAGCCAUACAUGAGCUCGAGUUUUCUUUUGGAGUUAUAUCGAAAGUGAGGGCAAAGGGCAAAGCAUCAGUUCGUGUUGCAGAUAUACUUAACCGCAUGCAAGUGGAGGAACCUGUCAGUUCAAAUGAUGUGGCAAGGCCUGAAGUGGAUGCACUCAUUUUAUUGGAUAGAGAGGUUGACAUGGUUACUCCAAUGUGUUCCCAGUUAACUUAUGAGGGACUGAUAGACGAGUUCUUGCAUAUCAGUAAUGGAGCUGUCGAGGUCGACUCAGCUGUGAUGGGUGCACAGCAGGAGGGAAAAAAGAUGAAAGUUCCCUUAAAUUCAAGUGAUAAAUUAUUCAAGGAGACAAGGGAUCUCAACUUUGAAGUCGUUGUACAGGUUCUACGGCAGAAGGCAACAACCAUGAAGGAGGACUACACUGAAAUUAAUUCUACCCAGACAGUUUCUGAGCUAAAGGACUUUGUCAAGAAGCUUAACUCGUUACCAGAGAUGACUAGGCACAUACAUCUUGCCCAGCACCUGACAACGUUCACAUCCAAGCAGUCAUUUCUUUCCAAACUUGAUAUGGAGCAGACACUUGUUGAGGCAGAAAGUUAUGACAUAUGCUUUGAAUACAUAGAAGAGAUGAUCCAUAAACAGGAGCCUCUUACUAAUGUCCUACGUCUAUUAGUCCUAUUUUCUGUUACAAACUCAGGGUUACCCAAAAAACAAUUUGAUUAUAUAAGAACGGAACUACUCCACAGUUAUGGGUUUGAGCAUGUGAUCGCAUUGAACAACUUGGAAAAAGCAGGAUUGUUGAAGAAGCAGGAGUUUAAAAGCAACUGGCAGACAGUGAAACGUACAUUGAAACUUAUAGUUGAAGACACGGAUACGUCAAGGCCUGAGGAUAUCGCUUAUGUCUAUUCUGGAUAUGCUCCUCUCAGCAUUCGUCUUAUCCAACAAGCUAUUCAUUCUGGAUGGCGUCCUAUAGAAGACAUACUGAAGCUAUUACCAGGACCGCAUCUUGAAACUAAAAGAAGUGGAUUCCCGAGUAGUCCAUUAAUUGAUUCAUUACAUGGAGCUUCAAAUGGGGUUGCUGAUGGAAGACGCUCAAUUGUUCUUGUUGUCUUCAUUGGUGGUGUAACCUUUGCUGAAAUCUCUGCUCUACGGUAUCUCGCCUCUAAGGAAGGAAUGGCUUAUGAUUUGAUUAUUGCCACUACAAAAAUCGUCAAUGGUGCAACAUUGAUAGAAACAUUCAUGGAAAAACUGGGCUGA